GGGCACAAAGUUAACGACAGAAGGUGCAGAGUGAGGAAACACGGCUUCUACGGCGGGAGGUGCCGCCGUUUCGGUAGACGGUGUGUCCCGAGCCCCCCCUACAUAGAUGGGCAGCCCCACUUCCCUCCUCCUGGCGGUCAGAUGGUCGGCCCCGGGCGGACCCACCGUCCUGCCCUCCCCGGAGCUGCCCCCGCCAUGAACUGCCGCGCAGAGGUGCUGGAGGUGUCGGUGGAGGGUCGGCAGGUGGAGGAGGCCAUGCUGGCGGUGCUCCACACCGUCCUGCUGCACCGCAGCACCGGCAAGUUCCACUACAAGAAGGAGGGCACCUACUCCAUCGGCACCGUGGGUACCCAAGACGUGGAUUGCGACUUCAUCGACUUCGCCUACGUCCGUGUCUCCUCUGAGGAGCUGGACCGGGCCCUCCGCAAGGCUGUUGGGGAAUUCAAGGAUGCGCUGCGCAACUCGGGCAGCGAUGGGAUGGGGCAGAUCUCCCUGGAGUUCUACCAGAAGAAGAAGUCGCGCUGGCCCUUCUCGGAUGAGUGCAUCCCUUGGGAGCUGUGGACCAUCAAGGUGAACGUGGUGAACCUGGCUAACGAGCAGGAGCGGCAGAUCUGCCGGGAGAAGGUGGGCGAGAAGCUCUGCGAGAAGAUCAUCAACAUCGUGGAGGUGAUGAACCGCCAUGAGUACCUGCCCAAGAUGCCCACCCAGUCAGAGGUGGACAAUGUUUUCGACACCAGCCUGAAGGACGUGCAGCCCUACCUGUACAAGAUCUCCUACCAGAUCACGGACUCCCUGGGCACUUCGGUCACCACAACCAUGCGCCGGCUCAUCAAGGACACGCUGGCUCUGUAGGUGCCACCGAGGCAGGUUCACCCCGUGUGGUGGCACCUCUCCGGCACAGCCCCUGGCUCUUUGGGACAACUUCUCUGCUUGGAUCCCUCCUCUCUGCCUCCAAAAAGCCUCUGCAGGGAGCCAGGCUCGGCCUGGCCUUUAAUUGUGGGUUGCUACAGGUUUGGUUUGCGCCGUGGGGCACUCGCCUGGCUUGGAGAACCGGCUCGGCGGCUCCCAGGUUGGCUGAGGCGGGGGGUGAGUCCUCGGGGUGAGAGCUGCUCGGUGGUGCGUGUGGCACCGCCUUGGCGCUGGGCUCCUGGCCUGGCAGAGCGACGCUGGGGACCAGCACGGAGGGGCGAUGGUGGCUGAACCCCGUCCAGCCUUGUCCCUUGUCGCUGCCUGUCCUCCCCCCAGCGGCACUGCUUCCUUCCAGGGCCCAGAGACGACCUCACUGCCCUUCUCUGGGGCAAAAAUAAAGGAUUUGUCCUUUCAUGGG
Molecule: messenger RNA, 1327 nt
Organism: Grus americana (Whooping crane)
Lineage: Eukaryota; Metazoa; Chordata; Aves; Gruiformes; Gruidae
Gene: ATG101
Product: autophagy related 101
Exons: 3
Coding region: 142-852 (236 amino acids)
Biological process (GO): autophagy; autophagosome assembly
Cellular component (GO): phagophore assembly site
Source: RefSeq, a predicted model, not a curated record